AUGGCUGGGGAGGCUCUUGUGCUGCUCCCAUGCAGGCUUCCAGCACCACGAGGGCCCCUCCCGAGCAGGGGGACCAGGGGCCACACACACUAUGAGCGCAUUAUGGAGCGCAUGCGCCCAGUACGAGUGUGCCCUCUGAUCCAGCAGGGGGCAGCAGUUCCAGCAGUGCAGGCUAAAUCUGAGCCCGGCCCCUCACACACUCGCACACAUUCAGCCUCCCCGCAGCCUCCGUUCACUCCGCUCACACAGAAACACAAUUCUGCUCUGGCUCUGGAUACAGCUCGCCGCCACAAUAGAGCAACCAUCCCGACCUACAGCGCGUUUUCCCGUGGAAUGAGCACUCCAUGCAGCCUCCUCGGCAUGAAUGACGUGGCCUGGCAGGAGCGAGGCGGAAUGCUGCACGCCAACGGUUUGCCUGAGGCGGGUGUAGUCCGAGUGCAUGGAGGGGGGCAACCACAGCAGAACCCUGGAACCCCACAACCCCCCCUCAGUGGGCGCUCCCAGGAUGACGCCACCGUGGGAUACUUCUUCCAGAGACAAGCAGGAGAGCAGCUCGGAGGGUGUGGCCCUGGGAAACACCGCUGGCCCACCGGAGACGCCAACCACGUGGAUCAGGUACGCACUGUGGACGAGAUGAACUAUGACUUCCAGGCUCUGGCUCUGGAGUCGCGAGGAAUGGGAGAACUUUUACCUGCUAAAAAGCUGUGGGAUUCGGACGAGCUGGCCAAAGACGGGCGGAAGGGCAUGCUGCUGGGAGAGGAGUGGAGGGACAAUGCAUGGGGCUCGUCUCAUCAUUCAGUAUCUCAGCCAAUCAUGGUCCAGCGGCGGCCAGGCCCGGCUUUCCAUGGCAACGGUGAUGCCAGUUCUGUGCUCUCACCUCGCUCAGAAGGCGGAGGCCUCGGGGUCAGCAUGGUAGAGUACGUCCUGAGCUCGUCGCCCGGAGACAAGAUCGACAGCCGCUACCGGAACGGAGGCUACGGGGGAGGAGAUGGUGAACAAGACAGCCGAGAGAAGAGUGAUGUCCCAGAGAAGGCUUCCCCCUUUGAAGAGGACAAGAGCUCCGAGCUGAAGGCUGCCGAGGAGGCGGACCAGGCCAAAGCCAACGGCAGGGGCCUACUCAACGGGAUGGACCGUGAUGGCAAAGACUUCAACCCUACCCCCGGCAGUCGACAGGCCUCCCCCACUGAGGCGGUGGAGAGGAUGGGUCCCUCACAGCCUAACCUAGAGAUGAUGGGCCCCACGCACUGUCACCCUCACCCUCAUCCUCACGCUCUGCAGCAGCCCACGGUGCAGAACAAGCCGCCACCUGAGGACUUCCACAGCCAGGAGGCCCAGAACAUGGCUAGCCUGGAGCAACAGCAGGGAGUCGAGUCUCUGCAGUUUGACUAUGCUGGCAAUCAGAUCCAAGUGGACUCUUCUGGGACCCCCAUGGGCCUGUUUGAUUACAGCUCACAGCAGCAGUUGUUCCAGAGGACAAACCAACUGACGGUCCAGCAGCUGACCGCUGCGCAGCAGCAGUAUGCUCUGGCUGCAGCCCAGCAACAGCACCUCGCUGGCCUUGCUCCUGCCUUUGUGCCAAACCCGUACAUCAUCAACGCAGGGCCCCCUGGAGCUGACCCCUACACUGCAGCUGGUCUGGCUGCCGCUGCUACACUUGCAGGGCCCACAGUGGUACCACCUCAGUACUAUGGCGUCCCCUGGGGAGUGUACCCAGCAAACCUCUUUCAGCAACAGGCCGCCUCCACUGCCAACCACAACGCCAACCAACAGCCGUCCAAUCAGGGACCAGCCACCGGACAGCCACAGGUGAUGCGCACAGGGGCCAACCAGCGGCCCCUGACUCCAGGCCAGGGCCAGCAGAGUCAGCAGGAGUCAUUAGCUGCAGCCAACUCGGCCCUGGCAUACGCCAGCAUGUCAGGUUAUCAGGUGUUGGCCCCGACUGCGUAUUAUGACCAGACUGGGGCCCUUGUCAUGGGACCAGGGGCCAGGACGGGCCUGGGGGGUCCGAUGCGACUGGUCCAGACCCCCCUCCUCAUCAACCCCGCUGCAGCAGCCCAGGCCGCUGCCGUGUCUGCGUCGAACUCCGGUAACAACAUGUCGGGCCCCUCCGCAAAUGGCUUAUACCGCUCCAUGCCUCAGCCCCAGCCCCAGCCCCCCCAACAGGCGGGGGGUCCCAGCAGCGGCCUGCAAUCUUCCUCUUUCUACGGCUCCGCUUCUGUGGCCAACACGUCUCAGAGUAGCUCCCUGUUCUCCCACACCUCAGCCCCACCACACAGCUCCUCUCUGGGCUUCAGCAGCACGCCGGGCUCCCUGGGCGUGGGGCUGGCCUCUGCGCUUGGGGGAUUUGGAUCCUCGGUGUCCAGCUCCAGUAGCAGCAGCGUGUCCCGGAGAGACUCUCUGCUGGCCUCCUCUGACCCAUAUAAGCGCGGGGGCAGCAGUCUGACACCCAUUGGACAGCCCUUCUACAACAGCCUCGGCUACUCGUCAUCCCCCAGUCCCAUCGGACUGACACCCGGACACUCCCCACUGACCCCUCCACCCUCACUGCCCUCUUCACACGGCUCCUCCUCCAGCCUACACCUUGGAGGCCUGACCAACGGCAGUGGACGCUACAUCUCUGCUGCCCCCGGUGCUGAGGCAAAAUAUCGCAGUGGGGGAGGUACGUCCAGUCUCUUCAACUCAACCAGCCAGCUUUUCCCCCCUUCCAGGCCGCGCUACAGCCGCUCUGACGUCAUGCCCUCUGGACGCAGUCGCCUCCUGGAGGACUUUAGAAACAACCGCUUCCCCAACCUGCAGCUCAGGGACCUGCCCGGCCACAUGGUGGAGUUCUCCCAGGACCAGCACGGAUCCAGGUUCAUCCAGCAGAAGUUGGAACGGGCCACUCCGUCAGAAAGACAGAUGGUGUUUGGGGAGAUUUUACAAGCCGCAUAUCAACUCAUGACAGAUGUCUUUGGGAACUACGUUAUUCAAAAGUUCUUUGAGUUUGGCAGCUCGGAGCAGAAACAUGCCCUGGCCACUCGUAUCCGUGGACACGUGCUCCCUCUGGCCUUACAGAUGUACGGUUGCAGAGUGAUCCAGAAAGCCCUGGAGUCCAUCUCGUCUGAGCAGCAGGUAAUAAGUGACAUUGUGCGGGAGCUGGACGGACACGUGCUAAAGUGUGUGAAGGACCAGAACGGGAACCAUGUGGUACAGAAGUGCAUAGAGUGUGUGCAGCCCCAGGCCCUGCAGUUCAUCAUCGAUGCCUUCCAAGGACAGGUGUUUGUGCUGUCCACCCACCCUUACGGCUGCAGAGUGAUCCAGAGGAUUCUGGAGCACUGCACCCAGGAGCAGACGCUGCCCAUCCUGGACGAGCUGCACCAACACUCUGAGCAGCUGGGACAGAAAUAUCAAGGCGUUUCAUUGGAGAUGGCCCCCAAAUCAUAUUAUUCAGUGUCCCGUGACGCACUGUUCAAGGACCAGUACGGCAACUACGUGAUCCAGCAUGUGUUGGAGCACGGCCGGCCAGAGGACAAGAGCAAGAUCGUGGGUGAGGUGCGCGGGAAGGUGCUGCUGCUGAGCCAACACAAGUUUGCAAGUAAUGUGGUGGAGAAGUGUGUAAUCCAUUCGUCGCGAGCAGAGAGAGCCCUGCUGAUAGAUGAGGUGUGCUGUCAGAAGGAUGGGCCCCACAGCGCCCUCUACAGCAUGAUGAAGGACCAGUACGCCAACUAUGUGGUGCAGAGGAUGAUCGACAUGGCGGAGCCGGCACAGCGCAAAAUCAUCAUGCACAAGAUCCGACCGCACAUCGCCACAUUGCGCAAGUACACCUACGGCAAGCACAUCCUGGCCAAGCUGGAGAAGUACUACAUGAAGAGUGGCUCAGAGCUGGGGCCCAUCGGGGGGCCCGCCAACGGCCUCAUGUGA
This is a messenger RNA of Knipowitschia caucasica, 3900 nucleotides long. The record is from the annotation of a GenBank genome assembly. Lineage: Eukaryota; Metazoa; Chordata; Actinopteri; Gobiiformes; Gobiidae.